AUGUUAGUAGGAACCCUGUCUAGCUUGGUGGGGGGAGCCGUUUAUCCCUGUGUUGCCAUCAUCUUCGCCAAGAUCAUUGGAGUGUUUUCCGAGGUUGACCCGGAAGUCAAACGACAGAAAACCAUGAUGUUUUCCCUGCUCUUCCUUCUCAUCGGAGGAGUGGCUUUUGUCACCUACUUCCUAAAGGGUUACAUGUUUGGAAAAUCAGGAGAGCUUCUUACCAUGAGGCUGAGGAGGCAGGUAUUCCAUGCCAUGAUGAGACAGAACCUUGCUAAAAAGCAUUCCUUACAGGAGAUUGGAUGGUUUGAUGACAACAACAAUGCAGUGGGAGUUCUAACCACCAGAUUGGCCACAGAUGCAUCUCUGGUUAAAGGGGCGACUGGGUCUAGGUUGGGUCUGGCCACCAACACAGUCUGUGCUCUCACCAUGGCCAUUGUGGUGGCCUUCAUCCACAGCUGGCAGCUCACCCUCGUCAUCCUCGCCUGUGUGCCCUUCCUCAUUGGAGCCGAAAUCAUUCAGAGGAGGGCCACGGCAGGCCACGCCUCCAAAGACCAGGGUGCCCUGGAGCAGUCUGGGAAGUACAACACUGUCCUUUUCUUUCGCAGUGUGUUUUCUGUGAUCACAUUUGCUGCCAUGAACAUAGGAGAAUCAGCAUCUUUUGCUCCUGACUUUGACAAAGCGAAAGCAGCUGCUGGGAGAAUUCUUGGCUUGUUGGAGAAGAAACCAGAGAUUGACAUUUGCAGUGAGGAGGGAGAGAAGCCAACGGACUUUGUCGGGGACAUUGAGUUCCGAGGGAUCCACUUUGCGUACCCGACCCGUCAGAACGUGAGGGUUCUCCAGGGGUUGAGCGUGUCAGUGGGGCCUGGUCAGACCCUGGCCCUGGUCGGGGAGAGUGGCUGUGGGAAAAGCACCUCCAUACAACUGCUGGAGCGCUUCUAUAGCCCUGCUGAAGGACAAGUGUUAGUGGAUGGGUUGGAUACUAAGACCCUGAACCUGUCGUGGCUGAGGUCUCAGCUGGGCCUGGUGUCCCAGGAGCCCAUCCUGUUCGACUGCAGCAUCUCAGAGAACAUCCAGUACGGGGACAACAGCAGAGAGGUCUCCCAGGAUGAGAUAGAGGAGGCAGCCAAGAACGCCAACAUCCAUGACUUCAUCAUGGGCCUGCCAGAGAAAUACAAUACCAGGGUUGGGGACAAGGGGACCCAGAUGUCUGGAGGUCAGAAACAGAGGAUAGCCAUUGCCAGAGCUCUGGUCAGACAGCCUAAAGUACUGCUGCUGGAUGAAGCCACUUCCGCCCUGGACACAGAGAGUGAGAAGAUUGUCCAACAGGUUUUAGACGCCGCCCGGCAGGGCCGCACCUGCAUCGUGAUCGCCCACCGCCUGUCUACCAUCCAGAAUGCAGACCAGAUAGCGGUAAUUCAGUAUGGUCAGGUGACAGAGCAGGGUACACAUACUGACCUCAUGGCUAAAGGGGGGGCUUACUAUGCCCUGGUCAACGCACAGGUCACCCACUAACUCAUAUUCAGAUUGAUGUUUUGCAGCGUAUUUACUGUUCUGUUGAAUGUUGUUUUGUGAGCUCUUUUCAUUGAGCUGCACUUCUUAGCCAGGUCCCCCUUGAGAAAGAGGUCUCCUGUCCAUAAUGGGACUUCCUGGUUAAAUAAAGGUUAUAUAUACAAAUGUAUAAAGAAUAAGGAAUCUAUAUGGAUAAUGGUAUGGUAGCCAUAACUCACUUUGAACGGACUACUAAAAUGAUGUUGAAUUGCAUGAUACAAACUGUCUCAUUGUCAGUUGGUUUGAUCACAUGUAGGUGGUAAACUGAAAUGUAGCCUAUUGGGUUCCUGUGCUUUUGGGUUCCUCACUGUAUGACUCACUUUAGCCUAAGGCUGGAACACGGACAUCAGCGUAAAUAAGUCUUGAUAAGCUGCCUGGAAUGAAGGAACUGUUCUUGACCAUGGCACCUUUCAUUGUCUGAAGACAACAAGUACAGUAUGUAUUUCUAUAAGGAAAACAGUAAGACACAUUAUCACAGUUAAAUGACUGGAUAAAAGCAGUGAUUAGGAAAGGUUGUAUACCUGUAAAUAUGAGAGGUUGAUGUUCAGAAGACUGUUGUAUGUUACUGUAUACUGUGAUAUUUUGAUUAUUUUAAACAGGGACACUAUGCUCUAGAAGGCAAAGUAUGCAUUGAAGAAUAUCUAUAUAUUUAAAUUAGUACGCUAUGUAAGGCUGUUACUUGUUUGUAAAUAUGCAUUCAAAUAAAACAUUAGAUCCCAUAACAUGUUAUUUUUAAC
Molecule: messenger RNA, 2285 nt
Organism: Salvelinus fontinalis (brook trout)
Lineage: Eukaryota; Metazoa; Chordata; Actinopteri; Salmoniformes; Salmonidae
Product: ATP-dependent translocase ABCB1-like
Exons: 10
Coding region: 1-1512 (503 amino acids)
Biological process (GO): transmembrane transport
Cellular component (GO): membrane
Molecular function (GO): ABC-type transporter activity; ATP binding; ATP hydrolysis activity
Source: RefSeq, a predicted model, not a curated record